Messenger RNA from Emiliania huxleyi CCMP1516, 1593 nucleotides. RefSeq lists its product as hypothetical. Bases 1 to 1593 code for a protein of 530 amino acids. The transcript has 5 exons. Lineage: Eukaryota; Haptophyta; Isochrysidales; Noelaerhabdaceae. The record is from RefSeq and is a predicted model, not a curated record.
AUGCGCAGCGUCAACGUCCACACGGCGAACCUCAAGGCGACCGCACGGCCCUCUGCAAUCAUCUUCCUCUGGCGCCACCUCCCCCUCGCGGUCAACCCAUACGCGGCGGUGCUCGAGGCGCGCCUGGCGCGCGAGGCUGGCGGAAAGGGCGGCGCGCUGCCCGUGACGGUCCUGUCCGGCUUCCUCGGAGCCGGCAAGACGACGCUGCUCAACCACAUGCUCAACAACCGCGAGGGCCACCGCAUCGCGGUGGUGGUCAACGACAUGGCCUCGGUCAACGUCGACGCCGAGCUUGUGCGGCAGGGAGGCGUUCUCAAGAAGGAGGAGAAGAUGAUCGAGCUCUCGAACGGCUGCAUCUGCUGCACGCUGCGCGAGGACCUGCUCGCGUCGCUCUCCUCGCUCGCGGCCGAGAACCGGUUCGACCACAUCCUCGUCGAGUCGUCGGGCGUGUCCGAGCCGCUCCCCGUCGCCGAGACCUUCACCUUUCACGACAAGACCACCGACGUGAGCCUCAACGACGUCGCGAGCCUGCACAACCUCGUCACGGUCGUCGACGCCGCGUCCGUCUUCGAGCAGCUCGACACGAUGGACACGCUGGUCGACCGCGGAUGGCAGGCCACCGAGGGCGACCAGCGCACCGUCGCGCACCUGCUCUGUGACCAGCUCGAGUUCGCCGAUCUCCUCCUCAUCAACAAGUGCGACCUCGUGAGCGAGGCGCAGCUCGGCGCGAUCGAGACCUUCCUGCGCAAGGUCAACCCGACGGCCGAGCUGGUGCGCACGGAGCACAGCAAGCUCCCGCCGGCGACGCUGCUCGGCACGGCGCGCUUCAGCAUGAAGAAGGCCGAGGAGCACCCGCAGUGGCUGGUCGAGGCAGCGAGACACGAGCACACGCCCGAGACGGUCGAGUACGGCAUCUCCUCCUUCGUCUUUCGCGCAAAGAGGCCUUUCCACCCGGAGCGCAUUCGCCGCCGUCCUGCACGUGUCCCACAGGAGCGCCUGUUCGCCGCCAUGGCCAGCCGCCCGCGCCAGGGCGCGCUCGCCGGGCUCCUGCGGCUCAAGGGCUUCGCCUGGCUCGCGACGCAGCCCAACCGGCAAGCGCACGCGGCGCUCGCGGGCACGCAGUUCACGCUGUCGCCGGGGCCGCCCUGGUGGGUGUCUAUCCCUCGCGCGCAGUGGCCCGAGGGCCUGGCCGAGGACCCGUGGGACGCAGAGCACGGCGACCGGCGGACAGAGCUCGUGUGCAUCGGCCGCGAGCUCGACGGCGAGGCUGCGAGCGCGCAGCUGGAGGCGUGUCUGCUGACGGCCGACGAGAUGGUGCUCCUCAAGGAGGAGGGGUGGGGCUGGCUGCCCGACCCGUUCGCGCCCUCGUGGCUCAAGGCGCUGGGGCACGGCGGCGCCGAGCACGCACAUGACCACGCGCACGGCGGCCCGACCGACGCGCUGCUGGGCGGCAUGGGUGGCGAGAUGACGGAGGCGAACCUGCGGGGCGUCAUGGAGGUGGCGAGCAAGCAGGCGGCCGCUCCGCUGCCCCCUCUCCCCCCUGCUCUCACCGCCCCCGUCGCACGCGCUGCCGAGCCUUUGACCCCUUGCUGA